AUCCCGGUCAAGUGCGGGGGUGUCAUCGUCUUAUCCCGAUUUCCCGAUCCUUCCCCCAGCUCAUUCUUCCUGCCCCUGCCCGGGAAAUCGAUCGGGAGCUAGCAAGCGGUUGCAUUUUAAGUGGAUUUUCGGAUCGUCGCUGUCGGACACAACCCGGUUAUCGCCGCCAGCACCAGCACUUGUUCGACCGAGAUUAGUGUCAACUCAAUUCCACCGUGCACACAACUCGUAUGGAGCGAUCGUAGCGGACGAGUGCCCAGUAUCUCUUGCCCUGCCCCUGGGGAUGAGAUCCAGAGUGUGUGAGGUGUAAUUUCCGUGUCAUCCCGCUGCUACCAGAAAGAAUGAAAAAUAGAUACGCGCGAUCAAUCGGAGCAGCAGCAGCAUCGUUCAACGGCAGCAGAAACCGCGGUGGUGGAGGAAGAUGCUCUCAUGGCAUUUCUUAACGUGCGUGAUUGGAAUUCUCCUCUGCCACGGAUGUUUCCUAACGAAGACAACAACAAUAGCUAAUGCAAACGUAAUCCACAACGUGCUGGGUGUUCCAUCGACCUGCGUCCAUCAGAACGUAGUUCGCCAGUGUCGAUUGUCGUUCUCCUGCUGGCUCGAAGGUGGUCGCCAUGUUGCCGGCUGUGGCGACAGCCGCUGGCUCUUUUCAUGUUGCAUCAAGGACAAUGAAAUUUCUACAUCGCCAGCGAUCAUCACCUCAAAAUUGGCAUUUGCUGCACCGAUGCGACCGAUGAUAGCCCCCAUGCCGGUGGUUCCGGUCAAUCCACACUCGUACGCCGCAGCACAAAAGAGCAGCUUCCUUCGUCGACGAUCGGAUCAGAUGGCAAACAUGGACUGUGGCAUCCCUCGGACUGCCCAGAAUACUCUGCAGAAGCGCAUCAUUGGAGGUCGUACGGCAAACUUCGCCGAAUAUCCCUGGCAGGCACACAUUCGCAUAGCCGAGUACCAAUGCGGUGGUGUGUUGGUUUCACGGAUGUUCGUAGCCACAGCCGCCCACUGCAUCCAACAGGCACGCCUCAAAGAUAUCGCCAUCUACCUGGGGGAACUGGACACGCAAAAUUCCGGCAAAAUAGCCGAACCACUUCCGGUGGAGAAGCAUCGCGCUGAGAUGAAGAUCGUUCAUCCGAAGUUCCUCUUCCGAAUGACGCAACCGGAUCGGUACGAUCUAGCGUUGCUCAAACUGACCAGGCCAGCCGGCUACAAAUCGCACAUUUUGCCGAUUUGCCUCCCGGUGAGGCCAUUGGAACUGAUCGGACGGAAGGGAAUCAUAGCCGGCUGGGGCAAGACGGAUGCCAACAUGGGGCAAACCGGAACGAACAUACUCCGGACGGCGGCGGUUCCGAUUAUUAGUACAAAAGAGUGUCUUCGGUGGCACAGCAGCAAACACAUCAAUGUUGAGCUCCACAAUGAAAUGUUUUGUGCGGGUCACUCGGACGGCCAUCAGGAUGCUUGUCUAGGUGACUCCGGUGGUCCGUUGAUCAUCAGCGAUCGCGGCCGGUUCACGCUGAUCGGCAUCACCAGCGCCGGGUUCGGGUGCGGCGUGGACCACCAGCCGGGCAUCUACCACAACAUCCAGAAGACAGUCAAGUGGAUCCAGAAUGUGAUUUUAACCGUAAGCUAAGAGCUGGCGAAGAAGCAACACCUGACCUGAACCGGACCUGACGAUAAUGGGACGCAGCUAUGGCUGAAGGUGCUGUAAAAUUAGGAAUCAACAGUAUUUUUUUUAAACCCUACUCAACGGAAAUGAUAAGUCGUCUAGUGAUUGAUAAGGUUUAUCUAGUGCAAGCACUCUUUUGCUCUAAACUAGGCCGACAGAAAACAGGAUAUUUUUUUACCUUUACAACACGACAACAAGCUAUGAAUGUGAUGAUCUGAGCUUUUAUAAAUUUCUUUAAGAAUUUUAUACUGUACCUUUGUUUUAAAAAACGGGAAGAUGCUUCAACUACUACUACUACUCGGUGGGUGAUAUUCUAUUUUACGGUAUAUUAAUGCUAUUUUACCUCUUCACCUCAACGAACUAGGCACAGCGUAAAUUCUGUUAGCUUUUGAAACGUAGAAUGCGUACAUAUCUCCGUAGGCAAAUGAUAGGAAAGUAUU
Molecule: messenger RNA, 2100 nt
Organism: Ochlerotatus camptorhynchus
Lineage: Eukaryota; Metazoa; Arthropoda; Insecta; Diptera; Culicidae
Product: plasminogen
Exons: 6
Coding region: 422-1624 (400 amino acids)
Biological process (GO): proteolysis
Molecular function (GO): serine-type endopeptidase activity
Source: RefSeq, a predicted model, not a curated record